UACGCGUUUUUUCAUGUUGUUUUCGCCAUGUUGGGCUAGGCGAUAGCUUCCGGGGAUACGUAUUCCACCGAUGGUUAUCUGAUAUUUCAUCCAAAACAAGAUAAUUGGUUAAUGCUACUAGUUCUGAGUAGAGAAAGGUCCCCUUACACCCGUCACCAUGGCGUCACAUAAUAACGUCACCGUCACGCUGGAGGAUGCCCUCUCCAACGUGGACCUGCUUGAAGAGCUCCCUCUACCGGACCAACAACCUUGCAUCGAAGCAACGGCUGUCUCUCUGACCUAUAGAGCAAACUUUGAUACCAACUUUGAGGAUAGAACAGCCUAUGUAACUGGUAUAGCAAAGUACAUUGAAGAAGCCACUGUUCAUUCUGAAUUGAAUAAAUUAUUGGAGGAGGGAGAGAGCUAUGCAGUCACUCUGUAUACCUGGAGAAGCUGCUCCAGGGCCAUGCCACAGAUCAAGUCCAACAACCAACCAAACAGGAAGCAGAUCUAUGAGACGUUUGUUGAUGUUCUGCGACCCGAGGUCACCAAGUUGGUGAAUUUCAUGUACUUUCAGCAAAGAGCCAUAGACGUCUUCUGCAGAGAUGUGAAACGUCUUUGCCACGCUGAGAAGAAGAAGGACUUUGUGUCCGAGGCGUACCUCCUGACGCUAGGACGUCUCAUCAACAUGUUCGCUGUGCUAGAUGCUCUCAAGAAUGUCAAAGCCAGCAUCAAGAACGAUUAUGCUGCCUACAGAAGGGCGGCCCAGUUCCUGAAGGUGAUGGCUGACCCUCAGGCCCUGAGGGAGUCCCAGGAGGUGGUCCUGUUCCUGGCCAACAACGACAAGAUCACCAGGACCCUCAAGGAGAACCUGGAGAAGAUCCAGGGCUACGAGGAGCUACUGGUGGACAUUGUCAAUCUCUGCGUGGACCUCUUUGAGCAACGCCAGUACGUCAUGCCAGCUGAGAAACACAUGCUUAUCAAGGUGAUAGGCUUUGGUCUGUACCUCAUUGACACCAAGGAGAACAACAUCUACAAGAUGGACCAGAAGAAGAGGAUUAAUCUCACCAAAAUAGACAGGAUUUUCAAGCAAUUGGAAGUUGUGCCCCUCUACGGUGACAUCCAGAUUCCCGUCUUCACGUACAUCAAGAAGAGCGCCAACUAUGAGUCGCACAAAUCAUUCUGGAACCCUGAUAUGUCGUCGGCUGCGCAGUACAACCUCCUAGAGCACCUUCAACCAAUCAGAGACAGUCAUAUGAGAUACAUCAGCGAGCUUGCUAGACAUAGCAACAAGGAGGUAACAACAGCACAGAAAGACACAGGUCGGACUGAAGAUGAGAAUCGUGUAUUGUACGAGAUAGCUCUGCGUGGCCUCAGGUUAUUGUCAAGAUGGACGUCCCUUGUCACAGAACUGUUUUCUUGGAAACUGUUUCAUCCUGCUGAGACAAGGGACAUCAAGGCUCAAGAAGCAGAGGAAUAUGAGAGGGCUACUAGGUACAACUACACGAGCCAGGAGAAGUUUGCCCUGAUCGAGGUGAUCGCCAUGAUCAAGGGUCUCCAGGUGCUGAUGAACCGCAUGGAGAGCGUCUUCUGUGAAGCCAUCCUCAGGACGGUCUAUGCAGAGAUGCAGGACUUUGUCCAGGUCACGCUGCGAGAGCCGCUCAGGGUGGCCACAAAGAAGAAGAAGACACUUGUUGUCAGUAUCAUUCGAGCUGUGAGAGAGACCUGUGCUGAUUGGCUGAGAGGGGUCGAACCCAACGACCCCGCCCUGAAAGGAGAGAAAGACCCCAAGAAUGGAUUCUCGUUUGAGGUGCCAAGGAGAACCGUGGGCCCAUCAAGUACACAGCUGUACAUGAUGCGAACCAUGCUGGAGUCAUUGACGGCGGACAAGGGAGGCACUGGCAGGAAGACCUUGCGCAAGGAGCUGGAGAGCAUCUUCACGGUGGAGCCCCUGGAGAAGUUUCACAAGAAGACGUACUUCUUCACCUGCAUGCUCAACUUCUCGGAAACCCUGCAAGCAUGUUGUGACCUCUCUCAGCUGUGGUACAGGGAGUUCUUCCUCGAGAUGACGAUGGGAGAACGGAUACAGUUUCCGAUUGAGAUGUCGAUGCCAUGGAUCCUGACUGAUCACAUCCUUGAGACAAAAGAGCCCUCGAUGAUGGAGUACAUCCUGUACCCUUUGGAUCUGUACAGCGACAGUGCUCAGUAUGCACUCUCAACGUUCAAGAAGCAAUUCCUCUAUGACGAGAUAGAAGCAGAGGUGAACCUGUGCUUUGACCAGCUGGUGUACAAACUCAGUGAGCAGAUCUUUGCUUACUACAAGGCUCUUGCUGCAAGCAUUCUGUUGGACAAGCGAUUCAGGACAGAGUGUCAGAACUUUGGUAUCCACAUACUCUACCCUCCUCCAAACAAGUAUGAGACCAUACUCAGACAGAGACAUUUACAGCUCCUAGGUCGUUCUAUCGACCUUAAUCGACUGAUCUCACAGCGCAUCAGAACCUCGCUUCAGCGCAGUCUUGAUCUUGCCAUAGCUCGCUUUGAGAGCAGCGACUUCACGUCUAUUGUGGAGCUUGACCAGCUUGUAGAGGUCAACCGUUUGACCCACUCGCUCCUGUCCAAGUUCCUGACCCUGUCUGAGUUUGACGCCAUGCUGCGUGAGGCCAACCACAACGUGAUGGCACCCUACGGCCGUAUCACGCUCCACGUCUUCUGGGAGCUCUACUACGACUUCAUACCAAACUUCUGCUACAACGGAUCAACAGAAAGGUAUGUCAGAACGAAGCUGUCGUUCAUCGAUCCUCCAAGCAGAGACAAGCCGCCCACAGCAGCACCAUCCUAUCUCUUUGGAUCUAAGGCUCUGAACAGCGCUUACAGCAGAGUGAACAGUCUCUACACCACCUUUGUUGGUAUCCCCCACAUACGAUGCAUGGUGAAGCUCUUAGAGUAUCAGGGCAUCGCUGUCAUCAUGGAAGAACUGCUCAAGAUUGUCAAGGGUCUGCUCCAGAACACGAUCCUUCAGUACACCAAGGUACUCAUUGACGUGAUGCCCAGGAAAUGCAAGCUACCCAAGUACGAGUACGGAACAAAAGGUGUGGUAGCGUACUACUCAGCGCAUCUCCAGGACAUCGCCCAGUACCCUGACCUCAAGGUCAAUCUCUUCCGUAACUUCCAGGAGGUCGGGAACACCAUCAUCUUCUUCCGUCUCAUCGAGCAGAGUCUAGCCGUAGAGGAGGUAUGUGACCUUCUGCACGCUUCGCCCUUCCAGAACAUCAUCCCCAAACCGCAUGUCAAACCUGGUGAAAAGUUAGAAGUCAAGCUGAAGAGGCUGGAAGCUGGUUUUGCACCGCUCCAUGUCGUCCCUGUCAUAGAGAAACUUGGAUCGCAAGAGCAACUGGCUGACACACGAGAGGGUGAUCUGUUGACCCGUGAGCGUCUGUGCUGCGGGCUGAGCAUGUUUGAGGUGGUGCUCUCGCGCAUCCGUAGCUUCCUCGACGAUCCUGUCUGGUCUGGGGAGGAACCCAUCAACGGAGUGAUAAACAUCGAUGAGUGCACCGAGUUCCAUCGGCUCUGGAGCGCCAUUCAGUUCGUCUACUGCCUGCCGCUCAAAGAGAAUAACUUCACACCAGAGGAGAGCUAUGGCGAAGGUCUGAACUGGGCCGGCUGUACCCUAAUCACAUUGUUGAACCAGCAGAGACGGUUUGACGCUCUAGAUUUCAGCUACCACAUCCUCAAGAUCAACAAGGUGGAUAACGUGAACGAGGACAUCAACGGCAUCCCCGUCGGCCGACUUGUGGACCGCAUCAGGAAGUACCAGAUCCUCAACGGACAGAUCUUUGCCGUCCUGCGUAAAUACCUGAAGGCUGGAGAAGGAGAGAAUCCUCCAGUGGAGCAGAUCCGAUGCUACAAGCCUCCAAUCCACCAGUCUGUCAUGGAGGGCAUGUAAAGAUAUCCCUCAAAGACCAUCGACCUGAAGGCUGACUGCUCAAGGAAUUGAAUUGAGGUCUUUGUUGUUGAACGGACAACCUGGAAAUAUAGUGGCACAUUGACAUUGAAGCCUCCAAUGCUGCAAGCCUCCCAUUCAGCAGUCUAGUCAUGGAAGGCCUUGAGGAUAUCCCCUAAGACCUAUCAACCUGAGGGCUGCACAAGGAAUGUAUGUUGAUGAUCCUUUUUACCGGUCUCCUUACGCUGUGGACACGAUGUUAGCCAUUUGAAAUUAAUAACAUAGGACGGUUCCAGACAUGUUCCUUUUUCCGCAAAUCUUCUUCUUAGCACAAUAAGUACUAAGAAGAAGUGGCUAUCUCCCUGCUAAAUUUACAGAUGGUUUGCGUGUAAAAGAUUUGAUGAGGGCUUAAGAACUAUGUGUUGUGUAGAAAGGCCCCCUUUUCUUAAAAGCAGUCCCAUAAUAAUAAUGUGAUUUCCACGAUGUACAGGAGGUGGAGGUUUCACUUUUAAAACGUGUUUUUAUGGUGCUCUUAAAUGCUGGUAAAGGCAUACUUUUUUGUAGGGAUUGAGGUCUUUUGAAACAACUAAUGUCCCAACUGUACCUGUUGCAAUAUAUCUUAAUAGAAUGGUCAUGACUGCACAGCUGAAAUCAGGAAACAGUUGAUGGUAAAACAAGCUUGAAUGUACUUCAUUGGAAAUUGACAUGCCAAAAGCAUGACAUAGAUUCAAUCGGUUUGUGGAGAGAGAACCCACAAGUUUGAGAGGACAACGUAGAACACGAGUGCCAUUUAGGCUGCGACUAUUGAUGUUGUUUAGAAUCCUUUUUUAUAUUAAAAUAGAAAGAAGGUGAUUUUAUGCAAAGGAAUUGAUAUGCAUGCAGUUAUAUUCAGGUAUUGCACAGGGUAUGUAUGUAGACACCCAAAUAGAUACUUUGUGUUUGAUAGAGUUUGUAACAAUCCUGUUAUGGUUGGUCCAAACCUAUUUGAUCAAGUACUGUGUGGCCAUGUAAACCUAUAAGCCUUCCAUUUACUCAUUGUUCUUCUUAAAAAAAGUUUUGAAGUGUAUUGUAGCUCGUAAACAUACAAGUAUGCCAGCCCUUUAAAGUUGUCAGAGUAUUGUUGGGGAUUCAUAUCAUGUGUAUAAUCAAUUUCUUUGCACCAGCAUUUUAUUAUUUGAUAUGUAAAAUUACUUGUAUUAGAUACAUACGUGUAACAUCUAUUGUCGUUUGCAAUUUACAGCCACUUGAUAUAGGCAGGAAAUAGUGGGAAAAGGGGGAUAUUUUUUAAGGACUUCUUCUCAAAGUCCAUUUAAGAAAAGUGAUGCCUUUUAUUCAUGUUGAUAGAAGAUAAUCAUGAUGGUCGGCCUUUAAAUGCUGGUCAGGAAGUAUUUUAAAGUUGAUAGCGAUAAUACGUGAAAUGCCAAAUAUGUAGACGUAAUACUUACAUGUGUGCUGCCCAAAACAGAUUUUUAAAUUACUAGCAAGACAAAGAAUAGUGGCUUUCUUGCGGCACAUACGUACGUACUACGUGAAGUUUCAGAGUAACGUAAAUCAAAGUAACAAUUUAUUUAUUAUAGAAUUUUCAAAAGAAAUGAGCUUUGGAUUUUUUGGGGGCACUGUCUUUUAUACACCAUGGUUUGUAUGUUGUUGCAAUUGUAUUACUAUAUAUAUAUGUACAUAUUUAUUGGUUGUGUGUUGUUGUAUAUGGUGUUACCACUGUGUAGAGGCUUGUGUCUACGUCAAGAUGGAGCAAUUCGAGCAAUGUCGAGAAAAAUGUACUCGAGUUACAAAGGCUUUAAUGGACAUAAUGGACUCUCUUGCCUAAAUGCAGUAAUGAUUUUAAAUUGCAUGUACCAACCAAAAACUCAUCAUUGUUGAUAUAUUCUUUUUUUACAAAUUUAUUGUGAAAUUGAUCCAUGUCUAGUAUUAUUGAGACAUUCACUACACAAGGAUGACAGUUUUUCUCUCACAAGGAUGAUUCUUAAAGGUAAAGACCAGUAUUGGAAACGCCCCCCUAUCAAAAAAUGAAAUGGAAGCUCUCAUUACCAAUCAUGUGAAAGAAUAUGUUUUGACUCAUACAUGAUGAUAAAAAUUUUGCCGGGAAACCGCCUACUAAUUGAUAUAUUUGGUAAAUUAGUUUAUCAAUUGGAACCAAAUAGAUGUCACGCACAUGUGCGUAGUCCCAUAUACAUCUUUUUGUGUACAUUGCUUGUAACUUUACGAAGACUGGGCCGAAUUUCUUAUCAUUUUGAUGAUUCCAGAACCUUGCAGUACACACCAAUACUUAUAUGCUAGAUGAUCAACCCUUUCUGAUCGAUUCCACAUUUCUUUCCCAUUGCAACCGCAUGACCAUGUUGAUUGCACAGCGCCAUCUCGUGGUCAGUGUGUAUCUCAAUACCUAAUUUUCAAUUUGCAGACAGAGAAUUGAUGCAUGAACCAAAGGCGCAGCUGGAGAAGCAUUGAGUUACUGUACCAUACAGCUGACCCGAGAUGGCGCUAAAGUACAGUACACUACAGUACGGCUUUAAAUGUCAGUCGAUGAUGCAAGUGGAUGUUUGAAGUCCAGGAAAGGUCGAGUCUGUAAUAUGAUAUGCCUCUAUGACCUAUAACCUUCCCUUUACAAACACUUUCAUGCCGAUUCAUGUAUUUACCUCUUUUUUUUUCUCGGUAAAUUCAGUCGAGAUGAAGCAAAAUAAGUUUCAGCUCGUUUGGCUUUUGAACUCACAAUUGUACAUGGCUCAAUAUCAUUGCAAUGAGUACAUGGUGUAUGGCAGUAGUUUGUAGCCUGUUCUAAUGUCUUGCUCUGUUUAAAUGUAUAACUCCGUGUGUAUUGAAUAUGUAAAUGAAAUAGUAUUUAUGUGAGUUAAUCUUUGAAUGUGUACAAACAGUAGCUAAAUUUUACUUUGUGAGGCUGUUCUAAAGAGAUGUAUUAAAAAUGCUGUUUUGUGUUUUUUUUAAAGAUGUGAUUAUGAUGAAAUACCAUAGGUUAGGGUCUUCAAAAGAAUUACAAAACGCUUAGAAAGUUUCAUCAAAACCGGUCAUUAUUCCCAUUCAAAAUAAUGCUAUUAGUCAGGUGGCUUAGUGAAAUUACUGUUACUUGGCGGAUAAAAGCAUCAUUUUUGGUAGAAGGCUUCUUCUUCAGGACCUACUAUACAAUAUUAGGGUAGCAGCCCCCAGCAAUAAUUUCAAUUUAAGGGUGUGGGGGCGAGGGCAUCUUUUUGGAGCGCCCAAAUAAUGUUAUAACAUUGAUUUGUAGUUAAACAAAUGCCAUUUUUGGUACAGGGCUUCCUUAGGACCUACUGAACGAUAUUAGGGUAGGAGCCCUCGGCAAGUAGAUCCCAAGAGAGCCCUGUACCAAAAAUGGCAUUUGUACAACCACAAACCAAUGUGAACUUACCUUAUAAAUUAUUUGUGAGCUCCUAGCCUAAUAUCGUUUAGUAGGUCCUAAGGAAGCUCUGUACCAAAAGUGGCGCUUGUAUUCGGCAAGUAGUGAUAAUUGAUAAAUUUGACGCCAAGCCACCCGACUAUAUGGGGUUUCAAGGACAAAAAACAGACUAAUUGAAGUUAAUUUUCCCAUGACCAAGCAGUGAUGCUGCUUGUUUUUCAAAUCUUUCUGGAUGUAUAGUCCUAUUCUCUUUCAGCAUUUCACAUAUAACAAUAAUGUUUAUGGUAUGGUGCUGGCCAGCAAUGAUAGUAUUUUAUAAAUGCUGACUCAAGUUUCAAGAGGAGAUAUAUUAUUAAAAGUGUAGCAAAAAAUGUAAGCACAUCAUAAACAGUGUUAAUUUGCACUGCAUGUUGGUAAUAAAAUCAUUAAAAAAAGACGUAUUUACAUCAUUUACUGCCAAAUUAUAUAUUCACUGUCCCUCACAGCUACAAAGUAUAAUCUUGCUAACAAAAAAAUUCUCAAAUAACUGGGCAUAGUCACAUUAAUACAUGGUUUGAAAAGUUAGCAAAUUUAUCUUUCAUUGACAAACAUUUCAGAAGUAAAUAAUCACUCUGUAUUUAAAGCUUCAAAUGACCUUAUUAACGGUACUGGUAAGUCUUUUGUAGUUUUUCACCAGGUACAAUUUUUAAAUCAAGCAUAAUCUACAAUUCACCAUAUGUAAUCAUGUACCCUGAUAAAGCAUUUAUUCUAAAAUGUACUUGUGAACAACACAGCAAUUCAUUUCUGUUUUUUCAUAUUAAAAGUGAAUGAAUUUCACAAAAAUCACGAAAGUAA
Strongylocentrotus purpuratus (purple sea urchin) is the source of this 8138-nucleotide messenger RNA. Its product is annotated as cytoplasmic FMR1-interacting protein 2. Gene Ontology annotation, biological process: cell projection assembly; regulation of translation; axon guidance. Gene Ontology annotation, molecular function: RNA 7-methylguanosine cap binding; small GTPase binding. Gene Ontology annotation, cellular component: neuron projection; synapse; SCAR complex. NCBI's taxonomy places the organism in Eukaryota, Metazoa, Echinodermata, Echinoidea, Camarodonta, Strongylocentrotidae. The transcript has 28 exons. The coding region runs from base 158 to 3922 and encodes 1254 amino acids. The record is from RefSeq and is a predicted model, not a curated record.